Messenger RNA from Periophthalmus magnuspinnatus, 686 nucleotides. RefSeq lists its product as uncharacterized. Lineage: Eukaryota; Metazoa; Chordata; Actinopteri; Gobiiformes; Gobiidae. Gene Ontology annotation, cellular component: perinuclear region of cytoplasm. The record is from RefSeq and is a predicted model, not a curated record. The coding region runs from base 120 to 395 and encodes 91 amino acids. The transcript is spliced from 3 exons. Gene Ontology annotation, molecular function: calcium ion binding; transition metal ion binding.
GGCUUGAGUGAGUAGUUAAAUCACGGAAAAGAUAUGUGUUGCUGGUUAAUCUAGAGGAGGACUGAGGGAGGAGGAUCCUGGACAGAAGCAGCUGAAGAAGAAGCCUAGAUUCACACAAAAUGGAGGACGCCAUAAAGACGGUAGUCAUGACUUACAUAAAGUCGUCCAAAGGGAAAGAAAACCUGGACUCCAGCUCCUUCAAGAAACUCGUGAGCAAGCAGCUUGGAGGCAUCAUGGAGGAUGCCGACAGCUCCUCUGCAAUCAAAGAGAUGCAGAAAGGACUAGACGAAAACAGCGAUGGAAAAGUCAACUUCUCGGAAUACUUAAAUCUGAUUGGCUACUUGGCAAACGCUAUGAGCCAGAAGCAGUGUGGUUCCACUGAAGCAGCUUCGUAGAUUCCUCUAAACUGGAAGCUCAUUUCGUCAUGGGCUUUAUCGAGAUCUAGUAACAUAUCUUCUCUAUAUGUGCCAUUUAUCUCAUCAUCAUAAUAUAGAAAAUUACUCAUUCAGUCAUCUCAUUUUUGUAUCUCGUCCCCACUGAUGGAGCUCUGAAACGAACCGAUAUAUAACCACUCAAGUCACACUAUAAAAGGCCGUCAAGGAUUGAAGGACUCGAAGCUGUGUGUAGUCUUUAUAACAUGCAAAGAAGAUUGUAUUUUCAAAACAAUAAAAACUUUAUAUGAAAAC